GCAAAAACAAAAUGUUGCAUUUAUAUUUUUGUUCAGUGUAACUCAACAAGUGCAAGUAAAUACUAAUAAAAUAGAAAUAGUGCAAGAAAGGUUGAUAUACAAUCAGAUGGAAUAUGAUAUAUUAGAUAAAUAAUUAGCGAGAUGCAAACGGAAACCAAAGAUUAGACAGUCCAAAUUGAUGUGUUUUCAGUUUGCAACGGAAGAUCUGCAGAGUUUCUGCUGUCCUGGUGUCAGUGGGGAGCUCAUUCCACCAAUCAGGAGCCAGGAUAGCAAACGGGUGUGAUUUUGAGGGGCACCUGGGUCCCACUCACAGGGAUAGAGUAGCAAGCUGAUUGGCUGAUACCGAGCGUAGUGCACGUGCUGGAGUGUACGAUAAGAUGGACCUUUAUUAAUCUGCAGCAUUCUGAAUUAGCUGUAGCGGCCUGGACCAAGACCUCCUGGGAAUCACAUACUCUGAGUUCACGUUGCGUGUCUUUACAAAGCAAUGUGUGUGAGUACUAAACCAUGACUCUCCUUGUCUCCAGCACUGUAGAGCUGGCGAGAACGUGUAUUGGCACGCCGUAUUACCUGUCCCCUGAGAUCUGUGAGAACAAACCGUACAACAACAAGAGUGAUGUUUGGGCCCUUGGGUGUGUCCUGUAUGAAAUGUGCACCCUUAAGCAUGCAUUUGAGGCCGGCAACAUGAAGAACCUGGUUCUGAAGAUCAUCCGGGGCUCCUACCCCCCCGUCUCCCUGCAUUACUCCCAGGACCUGCGCUCUCUGCUGGGCCUGCUGUUCAGACGCAGCCCGAGAGAGAGACCCUCCGUCAGCAGCGUGCUGGAGAAACCCUUCCUCUGUUACAGGAUCCAAAGCUUCCUCUCUCCUCAG
Notothenia coriiceps (black rockcod) is the source of this 867-nucleotide messenger RNA. Its product is annotated as serine/threonine-protein kinase Nek1-like. The annotation marks the transcript as partial. The record is from RefSeq and is a predicted model, not a curated record. The transcript has 3 exons. Gene Ontology annotation, molecular function: ATP binding; protein kinase activity. Lineage: Eukaryota; Metazoa; Chordata; Actinopteri; Perciformes; Nototheniidae. Gene Ontology annotation, biological process: protein phosphorylation.